CUAAAGGAAAAGGAGAACAAAAGGUAAAAACUACACCUCCUCCGCGGAUGUGGGUGUUUUAUGCAGGCAUAUUGCUGAAACUGAUAAAUCACCACACACUUCCUCCAUGUGAAGCACGGGACCUGUGUGCUCGGCUGGAUUGGUCCAUCACUUCAUGGGUUAUCAUCAGUCUGCUGCUCAAACAGCUAAGCUAUAGCUGUCGUAGUGCAGACGCGACUUCACACCGCAGCAGAAGCAGGCACCAAUUCCCCCCCGAGGCGCCCAUCUGAUGGAGCAGUGGUUGUCGGUCUUUGUGAAGAGGCACCAUGUUUCCUUGUCAUGUAACCCCCUGGCCCUCUGCUGAGCCGCCGGCCUCCUGCGGUCAUGCACCUCCAGCGCAGCCCUCACAACCCCUGCCGGAUCUGCUGUGCAGCUGUCCCGCUCCACCUUUGAACGCCCACUCUGAGACGCCCUCCCCAGACCCCAUGGAGUCCCUCAUCGUGGUCACGGAGUACGAACCCAGCAGACCGCCUGGAGAGGCUGGGGAGGAUGAGGUAGAAGAAAUGGACAGUUCUGAGACGCCCGAGCCAGCUUCCUCUGUGGCGGCGUCUUUCCGGACUCCUUCCUGCGACCUGCUGUCCCACACUGUUAGCCGGUCAGCGGCUCUGUUACCUGAAAGGGGGAGAUUAAACCUUUCAGACCGGAAACUGUCCCUGCAGGAGCGCUCGCAAACUGCAACAUCACCCUGCAGCUCACCGGGACUCAACGGGCGCUACAUUUACCCGUCAUUACCCUACUCUCCCAUCACGUCGCCCCAUUCCUCUCCACGCUUGCCCCGCCGGCCCACUGUGGAGUCCCACAGUGUUUCCAUCACAGACCUCCAGGACUGUGUUCAACUCAACCAGUACAAGCUGAAAGAUGAGAUUGGAAAGGGCUCCUACGGCGUUGUCAAGCUGGCUUACAAUGAGGAUGACAACACGUACUAUGCGAUGAAGGUGUUGUCCAAGAGGAGGCUGAUGAGGCAAGCAGGUUUCCCACGGAGACCUCCCCCUCGUGGAGCCAAAGCAGCACCUGAUUGUCCCCCUCAGCCCAAAGGACCACUGGAGCGGGUAUAUCAAGAGAUUGCCAUCCUGAAAAAGCUGGACCAUUCUAAUGUGGUGAAACUUGUAGAGGUUUUGGAUGACCCCAGCGAGGACCAUCUGUACAUGGUGUUUGAGCUGGUCAAGCAAGGGGCUGUGAUGGAGGUGCCGACAGAUAAACCUUUCAGUGAGGACCAGUCACGCUUUUACUUCCAAGAUCUGCUACGGGGAAUCGAGUAUUUACAUUACCAGAGGAUCAUCCAUAGAGACGUCAAACCGUCUAACCUGUUGGUGGGAGAGGACGGACACAUCAAGAUAGCAGACUUCGGAGUCAGUAACCAGUUCGAGGGGACUGAUGCCCUCCUGACCAGCACAGUGGGAACACCUGCUUUCCUCGCCCCUGAAGCGCUCUCUGAGACCAGGAAGAACUUCUCUGGAAAGGCGUUGGAUGUUUGGGCCAUGGGAGUGACACUUUACUGCUUCGUCUUUGGAGUGUGUCCGUUUAUGGACGAGCGCAUCAUUAGUCUCCAUCAGAAAAUCAAGACACAACCUGUGGAGUUACCUGAUCGUGCUGACAUCUCGGAUGAUCUCAAAGAUCUGUUGCUGAAAAUGCUGGACAAGAAUCCAGAGACCAGGAUAUCAAUCCCGCAGAUUAAGGUGCACCCAUGGGUGACGAGGCACGGCGCUGAGCCCCUUCCUCCGGAGGAUGACAACUGUUGUAUGCUGAUUGAGGUGACCGAGGAGGAGGUGGAGAACUCUGUUAAACACAUCCCCAGCCUGGCUACAGUGAUCCUGGUGAGAACUAUGCUGAGGAAGCGCUCCUUUGGGAACCCCUUUGACUGGGGCCGUAAAGAAGACCGCAGCAGUUUGUGUGCUUCGGGGCAAACUCUCACGAAAGGCAGAGCAGGCAAUGUGAGGUACUGCUACAUUCAUUGUAACCGAAGAAGGAAACAGGAGAGCGGUGAUGGCAUGAGGAGCAUGGACCUGCCCUACGUGGGAGAGGACGAGGCUCUUUCCUGAUGCAGAGGGCUCAUUAUGCACGCUGGUAUCUGCCUGCCUGUAACCACACAGCACAACACCCCUUUACUCACAGUUUUAUACUGGCAGCCUACGCCUGUGUACAUUUCCUGGGGAGGUGGACGCAGAAAAAAAAGAGAAAUAAAGAACAAUUUGAAAGCUUUUAUCCCAUUCCUAAAAAGGCUCAGUUUUAGGGUUGUGAUACUUGAGACUGUCCCACGAGAAGAGAACCAUGAACCCGUCUUCAGCUUUUAUCGCCCAACCCACUUCUCCCUCCUCUUAUCCUGCAUGCGUUUACAGUCCUGGCAUGCCUCGUCUCAGGCUUCAACUGUACAGUUUCGUGUUUUAAUCGUAGUCUAUAGCCACUUUUGUGUUUUUCUCCUCGUCUUUACUUGACAAUUCUUUCAGGUACACAGGGCGCGGGAACAGGGCAGCGAUGGCGAUGGUUUACGGGGAGGGAUGGUCGUCUUCGUCAUCACCUCGACACGCUCUUAAGUAGAGCAGGUUUCUUUGACAAUGAUUGUCUGGUUCACUCUGCUGCAGAGUAGCAGUGCCCAGUUUUGUAACAUAUUUUAUGGUGUACAGUUUUCCCAAAAUUAUAAAAAAAAAGGGGAGUGAAAAAAUGUUUACUUCAUUGAAUGCAUGUGUUUACAUUCCCAAUGCAAACACUCUAUAAGCUAUUUAUGAACAUUUGCACGCUCACUUGCAUUUUUUUUUUUUUUGGUCUUAUCACUGGCUCUUUAUGAAAGCUCCCAUUUACUACAAUCAAUAGAAAGCUUUAAUGAUAUAGUGCUUUGUGAACAAUCAGUCAUACAAGAUAGCAUAGAAAAAAAGUGAAAGUGAACGUUGAUAUGAUUUUUUGGUGUUUGCUAUUUGUAUUUUUUUAAAAUCAUAGAGCUACAACAAAUUGAGUAACCAAGGUACUGAUCUACCAAAUGUAUAUGAGAAAAACCGAAUGUGUUGGUGCAAAAUUACUGUCUGCAUAGUUCAAUUUUUUUAUUGUUAAAACUGCAAA
This is a messenger RNA of Sebastes umbrosus (honeycomb rockfish), 3090 nucleotides long. Its product is annotated as calcium/calmodulin-dependent protein kinase kinase 2. The transcript has 18 exons. Gene Ontology annotation, biological process: CAMKK-AMPK signaling cascade; protein phosphorylation; activation of protein kinase activity. Bases 306 to 2078 code for a protein of 590 amino acids. Gene Ontology annotation, molecular function: ATP binding; protein kinase activity. NCBI's taxonomy places the organism in Eukaryota, Metazoa, Chordata, Actinopteri, Perciformes, Sebastidae. The record is from RefSeq and is a predicted model, not a curated record.